This is a messenger RNA of Talpa occidentalis (Iberian mole), 941 nucleotides long. It is a transcript of the gene CIMIP1, whose product is annotated as chromosome unknown C20orf85 homolog. Bases 52 to 525 code for a protein of 157 amino acids. The record is from RefSeq and is a predicted model, not a curated record. NCBI's taxonomy places the organism in Eukaryota, Metazoa, Chordata, Mammalia, Eulipotyphla, Talpidae. The transcript is spliced from 5 exons.
CGGCGGAGCGCAUGAACCUGGUGGCCCAGGACGCGAUCUGUUCCCUCCAACAUGAGAAGUACUGACCUAGAUGCAAGAGAGUCAGUCAACUGGAGUAGCAAUAAGCACCGCUGCCCACCUCUCUCACCUCCGCCACCCCGCCUGCCAUCUGUGACCGCUGACAUUCCUGCAAAAUCUGUGAGAUACCGCUUGAAGGCUGAAAAUGAAGCUCGGCAAAACUGGGGCCCGAACUGGGGAUUUUUAACAACCCCCCUCGAGGAGCUGGUCAAGAGCCAGGAGGAGCCGUCGGCCGCAAAGCCCAGGAUCGAGCUUCCUGAGCGGUUCCGCAUCCGGCCCGUGACCCCGGUGGAGAAGUACAUCCAGGUCCUCCCAUCGCCCCCUGUCCCGAAGACCACCCAGGGCUUCAUCGGCUGGAGGUCCGGGGUGCCGGGCCUGAACAAGCAUCUGGAGCAUGAUUACGAGAUCAGAAGCUGCAAAGGGGCGUACGCCCGAGAGCUGAGGUGGCCGAAGCAAGGCAUCUACUGAGCGCAGGCGGAGUCCCGGCCUGGGCGGCCGUCAGCAACCCCAGCCCCUGCAGCUGCCGGCCAAGAAGGACUCCAGCGUCCCCAGGAGACGUCGAUCCCCCCCACACCCGCCCCUGGGGUGCUGCAAAGAACUGGGGCUACCCCUUCCGUGUUUUCAGCUCACCCCUGCCUCUCCUCUGGGACAGCCUCGCAACAGUCUUACUAAUGUGAUGACUAAGGCAAAGUAGACUCUGCUUUUUUUUUUUUCAAUAUCUUGGAAUUUCUAGGUAUGUUUUUUGUGCUGUUUCUUUUUUAAAGUGAUUUAAUUUUUAAAAUAUUUAUCGAGGCCUCCCUCUCGCUCUCCCUGUUUAUAAUGAGGUUGUUGACCAGGCGUGUCUGUAGCCAGGUGUCCCAGGCAGGCUUGCAGGGGGAAUAAAG